Messenger RNA from Pseudopipra pipra, 6292 nucleotides. It is a transcript of the gene ZBTB21, whose product is annotated as zinc finger and BTB domain containing 21. Gene Ontology annotation, biological process: negative regulation of DNA-templated transcription; regulation of transcription by RNA polymerase II. Lineage: Eukaryota; Metazoa; Chordata; Aves; Passeriformes; Pipridae. The transcript is spliced from 2 exons. Bases 127 to 3303 code for a protein of 1058 amino acids. Gene Ontology annotation, molecular function: DNA-binding transcription factor activity, RNA polymerase II-specific; protein binding. The record is from RefSeq and is a predicted model, not a curated record. Gene Ontology annotation, cellular component: nucleus.
GAUGACGUCAAAUUCAAGAUGGAUGGAAUCACGGCGGCGGCGGCGGCAGCGCGGGCCGAGCCCUGAGAGGAGGCGCCCCGGAGGGGGGCGAGCGGGGAGGGGAGGCGGACAGGAGGCAUCAGAAUCAUGGAGGGGCUCUUGCACUACAUAAACCCAGCACAUGCAAUUUCCCUUCUGAGCACCCUGAACGAGGAGCGUCUCAAGGGACAGCUGUGUGAUGUUGUGCUCAUAGUGGGAGACCAGAAAUUUCGAGCCCAUAAGAACGUUCUGGCUGCCAGCAGUGAAUACUUCCAGACUCUGUUCACAAACAAGGAGAACGAGUCUCAGUCAGUGUUUCAACUCGACUUUUGUGAGCCGGAUGCUUUCGAUAACGUGUUGAACUACAUUUAUUCUUCAUCCUUGUUCAUUGAGAAAGGCAGUCUCGCAGCUGUGCAAGAGCUGGGCUACAGUCUUGGGAUAUCCUUUCUCACAAACAUCGUUUCCAAGAGUCCUCAAGCUCCUUUUCCUGCUUGCCCUGUCAAGAAAAUACUGUAUCAAGAUGAAGAUGAAAGUAGUUCCCAGAAGAGAAGUGUCAUCGUCUGUCAGAACAGAAUUGAAGCACAAGCGAAAAGCAUAAAUCAAACACAGCAUGAUUUAAGCCAUACUCCUAAACCUCCGCCCUCUGUGGCAGUCAAAACUAGCAGCAGACCACAAAUAACAAAACCAACUGAAACCCUUCACAACUUACCACUGACUGAAAGGAGGUGGCUGAAAGAAAGUCCUUUGGGCUAUACGAAGGUUCAUGAAACUUCUGGAACUGUGGAGGAUCAGGGCAGGGGUGGUUUGGUGAAAAGGAACACGGUGCUGCCUCAGAUGCCUUUAGCAGAGAAGGAAAUUGCAGACGAUGAGCCAGGAAGCAGUGGUCAGCUUUUGAGAGGAAAGGCUGUGGAGAUGUCACUGAAGAGACCACGACCACCAGUCUUGUCUCUGCGUGGGGCAUCAGAAUCCACGUUUUUGUUGCGAGAGGCAGGAAAAGGAAACGGUCAAGGCGAAGACAGGAAUUUGCUGUACUACUCAAAGUUAGGGCUGGUAAUCCCAUCUAGUGGGUCUGGCCCAGAAAACCAAAGUAUUGACAGAAGUGGGCCCCUUGUAAAAAGUCUUCUGCGGAGGUCACUGUCCAUGGACAGCCAGGUUCCUAUUUACUCACCUUCCGUUGACCUAAAACCUGCACAGGCGUCGUCCUCCUCCUCACCGGGAACUAACGAUUCCCAGAAAACAUUUAACGUCGUGUCCCAGAAGUCAUCCCUGAAAGAGUCAUCGGAGAAGUUAGUCCUGGAUGAGAAACCACAGGUAAUACACCCACAUCGCCUUAGGUCUUUCAGUGCCUCUCAGUCCACUGACAGGGAGGUGGCUUCCCCUCUCUCGGAGGUGCGGAUAAAAACCGAACCGAGCAGUCCACUCUCAGAUCCCGCUGAAAUUAUAAGAAUUACGGUGGGUGAUGGUUCAGCCUCGACAAAUAAAGACUUUGCUUUUAAAACCGAGGAUGAUCACAAGGAACCGAGCAGAAUUCCAGCAAAAAGGAGGUCUCAGGACGAUAGAAUGCUGCCAUUCAAGAAGCUGAAGGCGGAUGAGCAGGGUUCUCCUGGCUCAGAAGAGAACUUUGAGGAAGGCUCAAGCCCUCCGCACCUUGAUGCUGAUUUUCCUGAUUCUGAUGUCAGUAAAGAUGAGUACAGCGAGAUGGAAGAAGCAAGACCAAAUAAAAAAUUUAAAUGCAAACACUGCCUUAAAAUCUUCAGAUCGACAGCAGGUCUUCAUCGUCACGUUAACAUGUAUCAUAAUCCAGAGAAGCCCUACGCUUGUGACAUAUGCCACAAGAGAUUUCACACCAACUUCAAAGUGUGGACGCACUGCCAGACCCAGCAUGGAAUCGUGAAGAACCCCUCACCGGCCUCCAGUUCUCACGCCCUCUUGGAUGAAAAAUUCCAAAGAAAACUGAUCGAUAUAGUGAGGGAGAGGGAAAUCAAAAAAGCUCUGAUCGUGAAACUGAGACGUGGCAAGCAGAGCUUUCAGGGCCAGUCCGCUUCACAAGCACAGCAGGUCAUCAAGAGGAAUUUAAGGUCGAGAACCAAAGGAGCCUAUAUUUGUACCUACUGUGGGAAAGCUUAUCGCUUCCUCUCGCAGUUCAAACAGCACAUAAAAAUGCACCCAGGGGAGAAACCCAUCGGAGGGAACAAGGCUCCUAAGCAGAAGGAUCACAUUCACAUUGAAAGCCCAGUGGAGAACAAGGAGGUUUAUCAGUGCCGGCUCUGCAAUGCCAAACUCUCCUCACUCAUUGAACAGGGAAAUCACGAGCGACUCUGUAGGAACGCCACUGUCUGUCCUUACUGCAGCCUUAGGUUUUCUUCUCCAGAGCUGAAGCACGAGCACGAAAGCAAGUGUGAGUACAAGAAGCUCACUUGCCUCGAGUGUAUGCGUACCUUCAAAUCAUCCUUCAGCAUCUGGCGCCAUCAGGUUGAGGUUCACAAUCAGAACACGAUGGCUCCAUCAGAGAACUUUUCCUUACCUCUCAUGGAUCACAACGGGGAAAUAACCAGUUCGUCCAGGUUGCCCCCGCAGUCAGAGUCCAAUAAAAUGAACAACUUUGUUGCUGCGAAGGAGGAUGGUGUGUUCAGUGACUCGUCAGAACAAAUCAACUUUGAUUCUGAAGACUCCUCAUGCCUACCUGAGGACUUAAGCGUCUCCAAACAGUUUAAAAUCCAGAUCAAAGAAGAGCCUGCGGAUGACAUCGAGGACGAGGUCACCGAAACGAGCAGGGAACCUAAGGAAGUGGUCUCCAAGAAGGAUGCCAACUUGUGGCCCUGUGAGAAGUGUGGGAAGAUUUUCACCUUGCGCAAGCAGCUGGAGCGUCACCAGGAGCUCCUGUGCUCCGUGAAGCCCUUUAUUUGCCACGUGUGUAACAAGGCCUUCCGAACGAAUUUCCGGCUGUGGAGCCACUUCCAGUCUCACAUGUCGCAGGCUGCAGAGGAGGCCACGAACAAGGAGCCUGAGAUAUGCCCACCAGCCAACUCCCCGUCCCCUCCGCCCUUACCCCCGCCUCCACCGCUCCCCAAAAUCCAGCCUUUGGAGCCGGACAGCCCCACGGGCUUACCGGAGAGCUCCAGUACUACUGAGAAGUUGUUCGUGCCCCAGGAGUCAGACACGCUGUUCUACCACGCCCCGCCGCUCUCAGCAAUCACUUUCAAGAGACAAUACAUGUGCAAACUCUGUCACAGGACUUUCAAGACGGCUUUUAGUCUCUGGAGCCACGAACAGACACACAAUUAAGCUUUAACAGAAACCUUACAAAGCUGUGUUCAGGGUCUCACACGUCUGCCACACAGACUAGAAAUUUUGAGAGGAUCAAAACGAUGAUGAAAAAUGUGGAAUCUGUGAUGCUGCUUGGGUUUGAAGGUUAGGGGAAGCUAACUUGGUUAUUAGGUAGAAAGCAGAGUAAUUUAAAAUCCUGUGGUCUGGGAUCUGAUAGUAACAGUAUAAAUUUUAUUUCAUUUAACACUGAAAUGCGAUUGCAUCUGGAUUGUAUGCAUGGAUCUUCAUCCUGUGAUGUUGGUGUGUGCGUGUGUAUUAUAUAUAAAGUUAUAUAUUAAAUGAAAGAGCAACAACAAUUUGGAUUCUAACUGUGAGCUUAUAGUAGUGAAAUACUGUAACCAACUUUGUUAAUUUGUUUUCAAAAAGGAAACCAACACACGAGCUCCAUAUAAAUGGUUGCCAUGCACUGGCAGUUAAGGAGGAGGUGGAUGGAGUGUCUUGCUGUAUUGACUUAGGUCUUAGAAACCUUUAGCAAUAACAAAUAAACCUCAACUUUGAGUAAUCCUGAUGUUAUUGGAUACGAAUGUUUGCUAUUUUAAGGGAACACGGAAUUGUUUUAUUGUUGUAUGGAACUUGUGCAAAUUAAAAUAGAAUCUAAAGUCAGCAAUAUUAUUACUAAGAUUUUAUAUAAGAAGUAGCAGCAAGUCUGCUCUCAGCCAUUUAAUUUUAAGUUUCUAAGGAAAAUCAAGAGUGGGGGUACUUUGCUUUAUAUAAUGUCCCAAAGACUAAUUUCCUAUGGAUACUUGGGUAGCUGAAGUCAUUGUAUAACAGCCAUCAUAAUGCAAAUGGUACUGUUUGUAACAUGAACUGGGGUUGAAUGGACGUCAGACAAGUUUCAUAGCUUUGUUUCCACUAUUUGUACAACUGUUUGUAAUUCUGACUACAAAGGAAUGUAUAACUAUUAAAUCAACAGGAGAGAGCUCAUCAAGGGACAGAAGAUGAGCUGUGUUUCUAAACACAGUCAUAAGCUUGGCCAUGAGUACAGAGAUAUGUUUUAACAGAGCCUAAAAAUGUAAAUAUUUAUAUAGACACCUGUAUAAAUGAAGAAGUAUGUAUUUGAAAUUUGUAUUAAGCGUUGCAUAUCCAGCUCAAAGCAGAGGAGAAAAUCACACUACAAUCACAGCAUUUUAUGAAUACAAUGCAUAGAGUAGUUCUUUCUGCAGCUUUUCUAUCAUAUGUGAUACUGUGUUGCAAUUUUCCAAUUUGUCGAAAACUGUGGUAAUAAUGGAACCACUUCCAUGCGGUUCCAUUAUUUUACCUCAAAUCACAACUGGAGCAUUUAGUGUAAGUAGGAUCAUACAUAUUUACCAGGAGCUGUAGUAAGGGUCCAAAUUUUUCUGUAAGUAAAGGAAAUACUUUCCCAGAAGCGUGAGGUGAACUAGCAGUGAGAAAUUCUUCUGAUGGAAUUUAAACUCGGUGGAGUGGUGAUGGAUUAGAGUGAAGGUAAAUGAUGCAAACAGUGUUUCUGAUCCUGACCAACCUUCCCCCUGCAGGGCUGGGAGAGGGGGGAUGUCAUUCCACGCUGCUGAGUCAGAGCCCAGUCUGUGUCUGCUGAAACCAGCACAGAGUUUGGUCACCAGUUUCAGGGGGAGCCGGAGUGAGGCUUUAGUUCUGUGUGUAACCAUGUGACUGUUCUUUCAGUAUCCCAAACUCAAAAGUUGGAAGAAUUGCAAGCUGACACUUAAGAUUUAUCAAAAUUAAGCACAAAUGUAAUUCCUAAGAAUCUGAGGAUGGGCAUCCUUAAUCAGGCACACACCAGAGUAGAUUUUUCUCAGUGAAAGCCCAAGUGUGCCACCAUUUUUUUCCAACAUUUAAGUUUAAAAAUAUUAGCUCAGGACGGACCCCUGACUUUUUUUUUCCAGCUACCAAAAAAUUUGCAAUGUUAGUUUCAAGCCUCUUCUGCUUCAUUUUUGACCAAAAUCUAAAAUUGUUACUGAACACUUCUGUUAGUAACAUAUUGUUCUUUUUUUGCCCUCUUCCAGGCAAAUUGUAGCUGAAUAUGAUUAGGCUAAUUUGCUUGAAUAUCAGUUAAACUCUUUCAGUGGCAUUGCAGUUAAAGAAGGUACUUGCUUAAUAGUGACAUUUCCAUUACUGACUUUUUUUAUUCCACCCAAUAAGACUAAAUUUCUUUCCCACUAGAAACAAUUUCAAACUAAAAUGGUUAUUGCACUUAACCUGGCUUAAAAAAAAAAAAUCAGAAAAACAUCAAGCCCCACGAAGUAUCCUUCAAAUGUAUUUAAGAAAUCGGUGCAUAUAAAAUACGAACGUGUUUUUGUAAAACAGUUCCUGAGUUUUCCUCAAUUAUUCCCCUACACAACAGUCUCAAAGCAUAGAUGUGAAGUUCUUUCUAAAGGAAGGUGGCAGCGAGCUCAGCUGGGUCAGAGCCAUCUCACUUCCAACUGGGAUUCUGCUCUGUGACAGGAUGAGAAAUUUUACACACUUUAAAUCAAAAUCUUGUGCAACAUUUUUGCAGAAACCUUGACCUUUUUCCUAGUGUGCUAAAAAAUCCAUCAAAUAUUUUUGGCCUAAAUAGCCUCCUAAAUUUUUCUUCAGUGUUUGGGGGGUUUUUUGUUUGGUUGGUUGGGUUUUUUUUAAUUUUGUUUUCAACUUUGAGCGUGUUCUGUGUGUUUGUUUUUUUUUUUUAAAUUUGGUUCCUGUUGUUUAGUAAAGGAAUUCAGGAUCUCUAAAAUUUAAAUAUGAGAUGUUUAUAUAGCAGUUCUGGUUUUCUAUUAGCUUUUAUACAGUAUCUUAAAAAGCCCUUGAUAGAAGUGUUUAUUUUGGAGGAUACGGAAUAAAUAUGCUUCCACUUAUAUAACUUUAAUAUAUGUUUUAAAAGUUAAAUUAUGGAGAAAAAAAAAUGUUAGUUGCUUGUUUAUAAAUAAAGAUCUUUUGAAGAGUGUCUAGUUUGGCCACAGCCAAAAUAAAAGGCAAAUUUAUUGAUACAAAA